This is a messenger RNA of Anopheles coustani, 1281 nucleotides long. RefSeq names its product ficolin-1-like. The record is from RefSeq and is a predicted model, not a curated record. The transcript has 5 exons. NCBI's taxonomy places the organism in Eukaryota, Metazoa, Arthropoda, Insecta, Diptera, Culicidae. The coding region runs from base 1 to 1281 and encodes 426 amino acids.
AUGAAUGCGGUAGAAAAUUCAUUGGAAAAUACAAUAAAGGACAAACUGCAAAAGAUUGAGCAAGCUAUAAAGACAAGUUUGCAGCAAACAAUGGAGAGUUCGAUGAAGAAAAUAGAACAAGCCUCAAGGAAAAGGCAUGCUAACCUACAAGAUAUGCUUAGCAAGCUUGAGACAAAUGAUAAGGAAAGGGUCGAGAAAGUGAGUUCUAAGCACGAAGCAAGCAUGCAGGCCAUAGAAAACUCUCUGAAGAAGGAAAUUGAACAAGCCUCAAGGGAAACGCAUGUUAACUUGCAAGAUUUGCUUAUCAGACUUGAGAAAAAUGAUAAGGAAAGGGUCGAGAAAGUGAGUUCUAAGCACGAAGCAAGCAUGCAGGCCAUAGAAAUCUCUCUGAAGAAGGGCUUGGAGACAAUUGAAACCAAAACACGAGACGGAUUGGAAGAUCUUAAAAAUCAGUUGAAUUUCAAUAUGAGCCACAUUCGGCAACAUCAAAUCGCGCAAAUCAAAUCGUGCCAAGAAACGUCGGAAAUUGAACUUAAGAAAAUAGAUGAUAACAAGAAAGCUCUUGACACACUUUUCGAUUCGAUACACAAUAUUAGCACUGUGUCUGAAAAAAGCAAGAAAAUACUCGAGGCACACUUAUCAAACCCAGUCCGUUCGUGUCGAGAAGUGAUGAAACUCUCCGGACGAUACAUAAUUCAUGCAGGGCAAAAUUUGCAACGAUUUGAAGUGUUAUGUGAACAAUCUAAGUUCGAGGGCGGUUGGACUGUAAUCCAGCACAGGUUUAAUGGUUCAGUUGAUUUUUAUAGGGGCUGGACCGAGUACCGCAAUGGAUUCGGAAAUUUAAACGGUGAGUUCUGGCUUGGGUUGGAAUACGUGCAUCAGAUGACCAAAAACCGACCCCACGAACUGUUGGUUGAAGUGAAAGAUUUUCAUGGAAACUAUGGAUACGCUAAGUAUGGAGUGUUUGAGAUAGGGAGCGAAUCGGAGAAGUAUGUGUUGAAGAAGUUAGGGACAUACUCAGGGACAGCGGGAGAUGCGCUGCAACGCCUUUUGAAUCAAAAGUUUAGCACGUACGAUCGCGACAAUGACUAUUGGAGUACUGGUAUGUGCGCCAAAAAUCGCCACGGAGCUUGGUGGUAUGAUAACUGCACCGAUUCAAACCUGAACGGGCGUUAUAAGAACACAGCAAAUGAUUUAAGUGCCAUGGAGUGGUACAAAUUAAAAAACGACUCGCGGGGAAUGUCAUUCUCUAGAAUGAUGAUACGCAAUAGCAUCAAUUGA